Penicillium brevicompactum is the source of this 1035-nucleotide messenger RNA. RefSeq lists its product as uncharacterized. Bases 1 to 1035 code for a protein of 344 amino acids. The record is from RefSeq and is a predicted model, not a curated record. Gene Ontology annotation, biological process: mitotic sister chromatid segregation; kinetochore assembly. The transcript has 2 exons. Lineage: Eukaryota; Fungi; Ascomycota; Eurotiomycetes; Eurotiales; Aspergillaceae. Gene Ontology annotation, cellular component: nucleus.
AUGGAUAUCUCCGACCAGACCGUGCAGAGGAUCCAAAGCUUCGCAGAACAACGCCAAGAAGCGGAGCAUGAAUAUGCAAAGGAGCCUCUCAGCGGUACUGCCCUGCAUGCAUAUACGCGACGGUUAGAUGCAACCUUGCAAGGAUUUCAAGAGCAAAUCAAACGCCAACAGGAUGAAUUGAACAAGCUGCGUGAGAUCAAUUCAAUCGAUCUCUCAGAGGCGAGCAAUGACCCUUGGGUCCGCAUAUCUCAAGCAAGAAGGGCCAAGAAAGCAUACGACUCGCUUAUGAAGUCCGAUGAUGAGCUUCCAUCAACAGACUCCGUGCUACCAUCGCUACUAGCUCUUGAGGAAACAUCACACCUUGUCCAAGAGACAAAGGUAUCUGUGAGAUUGGCCGCUGAGCAGCUGUCUGUCAACCGAGAGCGCCUUCGAGUCGAAGACGCUAAUCUGCGUGACUCGCAAUCAAUCGCAAAUGGACUCCGAGAGCGCAUUGAGAAAAUUCGCAAUGAAAGCGCAAGGAAAGAAGAGCAGACGCCCUCACAAAUAGCGCGCGAACACCUCGCUCAGCAAAAGAAGCAAAACAAAGAUCUGGACCGUUCUUCUGCUAGCCUCAAGGUGUCUCUAGAUACUUUUAUAGAUGACACCCUUGCACCUAUGCUCGCUGCUGAGGAUAUGGGUGGCCCGACCGUUGGUGAUGCUCUCGAGGUGUCGGAUUCCACGCUGAAGGCGGGCUAUACGGCAAGCGGCAAGCCCAAGAAACAAAAGGACCCAGUUGAUGCGGAAGGUGGGUCACAGCAACGGAUUGAUCAAUUUUUGCAGCGCAAUGCAGAUGAAGCCCCUGCAAACAAAAGAGAGACCGCGGCGAAAGAGAUGCAUACUUUGCUCGAGGCCAUGUUGGAGACUGGAUCUUACAUUGACCUUGAGCGGGAUUCGGCGUCAUCCAGGUUCCUUGUGAGAGCAAAGGUCGCCCAGUUCCAUCCUCGGGAUGCACGCCGACUCCGGCUGAUUGAUUUUGGUCGCUCGCUAGGGAAUUGA